Messenger RNA from Arabidopsis thaliana (thale cress), 1683 nucleotides. RefSeq names its product DegP protease 11 (gene DEG11). The transcript is spliced from 8 exons. Gene Ontology annotation, cellular component: mitochondrial membrane. NCBI's taxonomy places the organism in Eukaryota, Viridiplantae, Streptophyta, Magnoliopsida, Brassicales, Brassicaceae. The record is from RefSeq and is marked reviewed. Bases 1 to 1683 code for a protein of 560 amino acids. Gene Ontology annotation, biological process: proteolysis. Gene Ontology annotation, molecular function: serine-type endopeptidase activity; peptidase activity.
AUGUUUUUCCGGCCGUGUGUUCAUACGGUGGGCCGGUACUCGAGAGCUCGGGUUCCUGGUUUACUCUCUUCUCUUUUCUUUUACCGAAGUUGCAAUAAUGUACUGACCAAUUCACUGCCAACGGUAACAACGGCCGGCCGAGUUUCCAGAUACGGAUAUAUAUGCAGGAGGAGCAGCACAUCAGCAGCGGAGAGGGGUGUGUUUCUUCCAUUUGCGUUAACUUGCCGAAGAAAUAUCCACUCAAUACAUGAAGAUGAGAAGAAGCUAGAACGGUGGAAGAAAAUAGAAGAAAGUCAUCCUCUUGAUGAAUUGGUGCUGGAUUCGGUUGUAAAGGUAUUCUCUAACUCUACCGAGUAUAGCAAAUCCAAACCUUGGAAGACUCUUGACCAAAAAUCAUCCAGGGGCACUGGAUUUGCAAUCGCCGGAAGGAAAAUUCUUACGAACGCUCAUGUGGUGAUGGCUAUGAAUGAUCACACAUUCGUGGACGUCAAAAGACAUGGCUCUCAAAUCAAAUACAAAGCAAAAGUUCAAAAGAUUUCACAUGAAUGUGAUUUGGCCAUCUUGGAGAUCGAUAGUGACGAGUUUUGGAAGGGUAUGAAUCCCUUGGAGCUUGGAGACAUACCACCUCUCCAAGAAGUUGUGUCCGUUGUUGGUGGUGAAAAUAUCUGCAUUACAAAAGGUCUAGUACUUAGAGUUGAAACUAGAAUAUACGAUUACAGUGACAGUGAUCUGCUAUCAAUACAGAUUGAUGCAACUAUCAACGAUGAAAAUAGUGGUGGCCCGGUGAUUAUGGGAAACAAAGUCGUUGGUGUGGUAUAUGAAAUAGGUUUUGUGAUCCCAACUCCAAUAAUUAAGCAUUUCAUAACUAGUGUUCAAGAGAGCAGACAAUAUUCUUGUUUCGGCUCAUUGGAUCUUUCAUAUCAAUCUCUCGAAAAUGUUCAAAUCCGUAAUCAUUUCAAGAUGAGCCAUGAAAUGACAGGAAUUCUUAUUAACAAAAUAAACUCGUCGUCGGGGGCUUACAAAAUUUUGAGAAAAGACGACAUUAUUCUUGCAAUUGAUGGUGUUCCAAUAGGAAAUGAUGAGAAAGUUCCUUUCCAAAACAAAAGACGGAUAGAUUUCAGCUACUUGGUUUCUAUGAAGAAACCAGGUGAAAAAGCCUUAGUUAAAGUUUUACGAAACGGAAAAGAGUAUGAGUACAAUAUCAGUCUAAAACCGGUGAAACCAAACUUUACAGUGCAACAAUUUUAUAAUGUUCCAAGUUACUACAUAUUUGGGGGUUUUGUUUUUGUGCCUCUCACUAAAACAUAUCUUGAUAGUGAACAUCACCAAGUCAAAAUUUCCGAGAGAUUAGCAGAUGACAUCAACGAAGGAUACCAAAGUUUAUAUGGUGCUCAGGUGGAGAAAGUGAACGGAGUGGAAGUAAAGAAUCUUAAGCAUCUAUGCGAGCUAAUAGAGGAAUGUAGCACCGAAGAUUUGAGGCUGGAGUUUAAAAAUCAUAAGGUUUUGGUCCUCAACUAUGAAUCUGCUAAAAAGGCAACGUUACAAAUCUUGGAACGUCACAAAAUAAAGUCGGUCAUAUCAAAGGACAUUUGUCUUCCUAUGUUGCUUGAUGAUCCGUUCAAAGACAAUAAGAUCAACCUUCUUCCUUGGAGUGUUCUUCCUUUGAUGUUUGAUUUUUCCUAA